Molecule: messenger RNA, 1122 nt
Organism: Meloidogyne enterolobii
Lineage: Eukaryota; Metazoa; Nematoda; Chromadorea; Rhabditida; Meloidogynidae
Source: the annotation of a GenBank genome assembly
AUGUUUUACAACUUUAACAAAUUUAUUUUUGAAUUAUUUUUAAUUAAUUUAUUUUCUACUUGUUUGUGUCACCAACAUUAUUUUAAUAAUUAUCAAAAUAAUUUGUCAAAUCCAUUUUUAUAUGCGCAACAACAGCCAACAGUUUAUUUAACAUUUGGUAAUCAUCCACUAGUUUUUCCUUACCCACAAACUUCUAACAAUCAGCAAAGGCUAUCUAAUUCCUAUCCUUGUAUAAGCAGAUGCCAGCCUUAUCGUUGGACAACUUAUAGAUGGAAUGGAGCAAUCUCUUCAAAUCGCCCUCAACAACCAAAUACUUCCUCUUCAUCUCCCCCACCUCCAACAACAACAAUAUCCCCAGAACCUUCACCUAUUGUCAUUCAACUUAACAAUACAAUCCAACCAAUACAAUCUGCAAACAUUCAAAGUGCUCUAAUUCGUCUAAUAUUCCAUUCAACAACAUUACAAACAACAACAAAUUCAAUUACUACAAGUUCUGUUGUUUCAGAAUUACCCACACCCCCUCCCUAUACACAAAACGUUCCUGGAGAUGUUGUAUCCUCUUUUCAACGUCCAAAUCCUUGUCCUGAAGGACAACCAUUAAUUAAUGGUUUGCAUAACCCUAUGACCUGUAAUUUUGUUGUUAAACCAAAUGGUGGUUGUCCAAAUAAUUAUUGGUGCCAUACAGGUGCCUCUUAUGAGACAACAACUUGCUGUCCAUAUAAUGAUCAUUCAAAAUCUCGUUGUCAACUACCCCGUGCAGGUGGAACGGGGGAUGAAUUAAUUCCUCGUUGGUACUUCGAUGCUGGAGCACACAAAUGUAAACGUUUUUUAUAUCGAGGAAUGCACGGAAAUGCCAAUAAUUUUGUUACAGCAAUGAGUUGUUCCGAAACUUGUGAAAAUAAUGAUUAUUUAGCUUCGGCAACAAGAAAUCCUUGUUCAAAUGGGUGGCCAGCACGUGAUUUAGCUGGAAAACAAUUUCUUUGUGGAACGUCAGAUUCUCGCUGUCCUGCGGGAUAUUUUUGUCAUUUGGGGGAAUUAGCUACUUUAAAUGUUUGUUGUGAACUUUCAACUGCAGGUAAAAGAAAAAUGAGAGAUAACUUUAUUUUAUCUGGAGCUUUUUAG